GGGCGAACUCCUAUCAGAAAUUCGUUGCGCCGCCCUUGGGGGCAAAAAACGGUGAAAGCUUACGUAUGAUACCAGAGGGCAGUACAGGAUGUGAUCGCACCAUACCUCCCUUCGCAGGAAAAAGUGACUCCAGUUAAGAUGGCGCUAUAGAACACUGCGGUGCAGUCCAAUACAUGGAAGUGUGGCCCCCCUGGGCUGCCCUGGGCUCACCUGCGGACGCCUUCCCAGGAGAGCUUCAGAACUAGCGGAAACAACGGCAGGCAAGAAUACGUAUACUACGUCACUUGCUGCCAUGAAAAUUGAGACGCGCCAAUUGUAAAGUCUCGGGUGACGGGCACAUACAUUGAAAGCGAAGCCUUCUUUACGGAUAAGAAAAUGCGGGAGGAAACUAUGCUGAAUUUGAAGUGGGACAGCUUCCCACUUCAGCUGGCACACUCUCUAGAUUCAUGCUACGAAAAACAACAAUUUGUGGACGUUUCGCUGGUUUGUAAAGAUGGGACCGUGUUAAAAUGUCACAAAAUGGUCUUGGCACACUCGAGCUCCUUCUUCAGGCGUCUCUUAGAAGUUAAUGAUCAUCCAUAUCCAAUGAUCAUUUUGCAUGACAUCGAGGCAGACGAUUUGAAAACUAUAUUGAAUUUUAUGUAUUGUGGAGAGAUCCAAGUGGUACGAAGCGAUGUCGGGAGACUCCUGCGAAUUGCCGAAAUCUUGGAAGUAAGGGGACUACGUCAGGUUCGGAAACAAGUUGAGGAAAAUGGAGUUUUGGAUGAGGAGCGAUCUGCUUCCACAGGAAUGCCAAGCUUAAAAAUUGUGGACACCAGGAGUUUGUCUAAGGAAAUUAUUCGAGAGCAAGAACCAACCACUUGUGGACAAUCUAAAAUCUUUAAACAGACUUCAUUCAACUUAGGGCAUGAGCAAAAAAGUUCUGAACGAAGGGCAGAGGUUUUAAAAGGACAUCCCAUAGAGUGCAGAAGAAAACUAGAAGAGGUUCAAAGUACUAGCAAGAGAUUGCAGGAUGUGCAAGACAGAGUAUUUUCUACGUCAAAAAGGAGAGAAAGUUCAGAGGCACUGGAUUGUGCAAGGAAGACAGAAGAAGUUCCAAGUACUAGCAAGAAAUCACAGGAAGUUCAGGAUAGAGUGUUUUCUACAUCAAAGAAGAGGGAAGAUCUCGAACAAACGAUCAGCUGGAAACGUAUCCUGGCUGAAAUCUCGAAAGAUAAACCUCUACCUUCAAAGAGACUUUGCCUCAUGGAAGAAGUUGAAAUUUCACCUUCAAGAUCUACAAAUGUUGAACAUUCUGCUCCUGGAAGAGUUCUAGACCGUAGGAAAUCUUCAACCUCUUCAGAUAGCGAUCGGACCGUUAAUUAUGCAGUGAUUAUUAAAGAUGAAAUAGAUAUAGAGUUUGACUCACAGGAAACUAAUGCAACUGAGACUGAUGUUAGAGACGUAACACUUUGUAAUAAUAAUAAGCCUUUUGUUAAAUCCGUGAGAUCGAGUGUUGAGAGCCCUAGCACUUCAUAUGGCACAAAGGGAAAAUCUACACUAGACUUUACUUUAAAAAAUCCACGUACAUAACGCGUCAAUCAAUAUUAAGGAAGAUCCUAUUGU
Molecule: messenger RNA, 1605 nt
Organism: Orussus abietinus
Lineage: Eukaryota; Metazoa; Arthropoda; Insecta; Hymenoptera; Orussidae
Product: modifier of mdg4-like
Exons: 4
Coding region: 376-1572 (398 amino acids)
Biological process (GO): regulation of transcription by RNA polymerase II
Cellular component (GO): nucleus
Molecular function (GO): protein binding
Source: RefSeq, a predicted model, not a curated record